AUGCGAAGAAAUGGUCAAACCUACAGAGUGAUAUCCAGAGAUCUUCGUCGACCAGUUUCAACGAACCAUCGCAGUAUCCAACGGUUCAGGGAGACCGGUAAUGAGCAGGACAAGGCAGAAAAAGACGCACUUCGAGUAGGGAUGAUCGUUUCAUUCGGCUUCGUGUACGUAGUUUGUUUGACGGCCGUGCAAGCCCGACAUGAGUUAGACGCAGUGCGGGGUGUAACCGUAAGUGAGCGUACAGUACGAGGAAGGUUCGAAGAAGCUGGUUUGGGAUCAUUUGUGCUCGAUGUAAAUCAUCGUAGAAACAGGUUAACUAUUGCUCAGGAACAUCGACUUUGGAACGCGGACCAAUGA
Molecule: messenger RNA, 357 nt
Organism: Pararge aegeria (speckled wood butterfly)
Lineage: Eukaryota; Metazoa; Arthropoda; Insecta; Lepidoptera; Nymphalidae
Exons: 1
Coding region: 1-357 (118 amino acids)
Source: RefSeq, a predicted model, not a curated record